ACUCACACCCUUCUGAUUCUUUUCCCCUCCAACCGGGGGGGGAGGCGAGAGGCUCUGGGGUGCAUAGCUGCCCAUCAAGAUUAAAGCCCGACACGGGGAAAGGGCUUCUGGUCCUCGCACGCUGCAAAAAGCACUUUGUGGUGAGCAGAAACGGGAGUUGCCAUCACUUCAAGAACAGCUGUGGUUCUGCAGGAGGCUCCAGGACAGGAUUUGCUGCUCGCCCAGUCCUCCCAUGAGCGUUGGUUUGUGUUCUGACGUGCCCUCUUGCCAACCCUGGUGCCAAGUGGAUCUGCCUUUGAUUGGCUGGCUCUGAAGUGUUUGCACACCGGAGCAGUAAGCUGCUUCCAGCUUGGUUCAGACCGGAGCUCUGCACCUGGACUGCUGAGAUGAUGGGGUCAAGGUUCCCCUGGCUGCUCUGGGCCUACGCGUGCUGCUGGAGCACUGGCUUUUGUGGGAAGGUGGUGGUCUGGCCCACCGAUGCAAGUCACUGGAUCAAUGUGAAAGUGCUGCUGGAAGAGCUCGUUCUCCGGGGUCAUGAAGUGACCGUGCUGGUGCCCUCAAGCAAUCUGCUCAUCGACUACCAUGACACCUCCUCCCCCUUCACCUUUGAGGUCUUGCAAGUCCCUUUUACCCAGAAGACCCUGGAUACCGUCAUGGAAGACUUCCUCUAUUUCUGGAUGAAUGAGAUGCCUAGUCUCUCCCCCUGGCAGAUCAUGUGGAAGAUGAAAGAGGACCUGGAGGUCUUUACCAAUAUGUCAAAGCAGACCUGUGACACCUUGGUGAUGAAUCCUCAGCUGAUAGCAAAGCUGCAGCAGGCCAAGUUUGAUGUUCUGAUUGCUGACCCCCUGGCUAUAGGUGGUGAGCUUGUAGCAGAAAUCCUUGAAAUCCCCUUUGUCUACAGCAUCCGCUUCUCUGCUGGGAACGUGGCAGAGCGGCUUUGUGGUGGGCUCCCAUCCCCACCUUCUUACGUGCCUGCUAGCACAGUGGAGCUGACAGACCGCAUGUCCUUUGUGGAAAGACUACAGAACUUCCUCUUUUACCUUUACAUGGAUUCAUUUUUCUUGAAGUUUUGGCAAGAUGAAUUGGAUGGGUACUACAGUAAUGUCCUAGGAAGGCCCACAACCCUGUGUGAGACGAUGGGGAAAGCGGAGAUAUGGUUAAUCAGAACGUACUGGGACUUUGAAUUUCCACGCCCUUUCCUGCCCAACUUUGAGUUUGUUGGAGGACUCCACUGCCAGCCUGCCAAGCCGUUACCAAAGGAAAUGGAAGAAUUUGUUCAGAGCUCAGGGGAACACGGCAUCGUGGUAUUCUCUCUGGGGUCGAUGGUCUACAACCUAACUGAUGAAAAAAGCAACGUGAUUGCCAAAGCCCUCAGCCAGCUUCCACAAAAGGUCAUCUGGCGGUACAAAGGGAAAAAACCAGAAACUCUGGGCUCCAACACCAGGAUUUACGACUGGAUACCCCAAAAUGAUCUGCUUGGCCAUCCCUUGACGAAGGCCUUUAUGACUCAUGGUGGGACCAAUGGGAUCUAUGAAGCCAUCUACCAUGGGAUCCCCAUGGUUGGGAUUCCCCUGUUUGCUGACCAGUAUGACAACAUUGCUCACAUGAAGGCAAAGGGAGCUGCAGUUGGGCUGGAUUUCAGCACGCUGAAGACGCAGGACAUAGUUGACGCACUGAAUACGGUCAUUAACAAUUCCACCUAUAAGGAAAACGCUCUAAGGUUAUCUAAGAUACACCACGACCAGCCAGUUAAGCCUCUGGACAGAGCUGUCUUCUGGAUUGAAUUUGUCAUGCGUCACAAAGGAGCAAAGCACUUGAGACCAGCUGCUCACCAUCUCACCUGGUACCAGUACCACUGCCUGGAUGUUCUGGCAUUCCUCUUCACCUGCGCAGCCACUGCAAUCUUCAUCCUUGUCAAGUGCUGCUUAUUUUGCUGUAGGAGACGUGGCAGGAUUACAAAGAAGAAGAAAGAAUAGACAUCCUGUUCCCAUCAGCACUUUUUCUUCUCCUAGGUUGAUUCAGCAAGGCACUCAGGCACAUUCCUUGGUGAAUAAAAUUAUUAGGUUAUGCUUUAA
Calidris pugnax (ruff) is the source of this 2075-nucleotide messenger RNA. RefSeq names its product UDP glucuronosyltransferase 2 family, polypeptide B17 (gene UGT2B17). Lineage: Eukaryota; Metazoa; Chordata; Aves; Charadriiformes; Scolopacidae. The coding region runs from base 387 to 1976 and encodes 529 amino acids. The transcript is spliced from 6 exons. The record is from RefSeq and is a predicted model, not a curated record. Gene Ontology annotation, molecular function: UDP-glycosyltransferase activity.